AUGUCGGGCUGUACCGAAGUCACACCCUUAUGCCCCGUCGAGGCAUCAACGUACGGCUACUACCCCAACUUAGGCGGAAACAUCUUCUUCGCCGUGUUCUUCGGCAUCUGCGGGAUCCUCCAGAUGCUUUUCGGCGUCUACUACCAAGCAUGGGGCUUCGCGACAGCCCUGGUUAUCGGCGCCUUCCUCGAAGUUGCAGGCUACAUCGGUCGGAUUCUAAUGCACUAUAACCCGUGGUCGCCGCCAGCGUUCAAGCUGCAGAUCGUUUGUUUGAUUCUUUCGCCUACGUUCAUCGCUGCCGGUAUCUAUCUUACGAUCAAGCAUAUCAUUCUCUACCUUGGUCCGGAGCACUCGAAGCUCAAGCCGAAGCUGUUUACGUGGAUAUUCAUCGGGUCGGAUAUUGGAUCGCUUCUUCUGCAGGCUGCGGGUGGUGGUGUCGCAGCUUCUGCGGGGAGUACCGAUCAGACGCUGCUUAAGAUUGGAGAUGAUAUUAUGAUUGCUGGUAUCGCGUUCCAGGUGGCUACGAUGUCGGUUUGCGGUAUUCUUACGCUGGAUUUCUUCCUGAGACUUAGGAAGAACGGCGGUGGUUUGUCGGGGGAGAAGCAGCAGGAUGGAUAUAUCUCGCCCCGGAACAUGAUGCUGCUUAUUGGGGGUGAGGUCUUUGCCUAUGUCACCGUUUUGAUCCGAUGUAUCUAUCGUAUCCCCGAGAUGGCAGGCGGCUGGGGCAACCCACUGAUGCAAAAAGAGAACGAAUUCCUUGUCCUUGACGGAAUGAUGGUCGCACUGGCUGUGCUGUCGUUUACCGUCCUCCACCCAGCUUUCUUCCUCAAGUCUAUCCGGAAAGGAAGUUGGAGGAAACCACGUGUGCCGUAA
Aspergillus chevalieri is the source of this 873-nucleotide messenger RNA. Its product is annotated as RTA1 domain-containing protein. Gene Ontology annotation, cellular component: fungal-type vacuole; plasma membrane. The transcript is spliced from 3 exons. The record is from RefSeq and is a predicted model, not a curated record. Bases 1 to 873 code for a protein of 290 amino acids. Lineage: Eukaryota; Fungi; Ascomycota; Eurotiomycetes; Eurotiales; Aspergillaceae.